Molecule: messenger RNA, 306 nt
Organism: Lymnaea stagnalis (great pond snail)
Lineage: Eukaryota; Metazoa; Mollusca; Gastropoda; Lymnaeidae
Source: the annotation of a GenBank genome assembly
CUCUCUCCAACACUCACCUUCAGUCAUGGGCCUCAACCAAUUCUGCAGGAGACAUAGUCAAUCAAUUUUCACCAGUCUCACCAGCGGAUAACUAUUCUGGUCAAGUUGUCAAUACAAAUGGGGAUACUUUGAACAGAUUCUACAACUUCAAAUCAGCAUCAAAUAAUUUACCAACAGGUAAGAACUGUAGCUUUGGCAAGAUGACCAGUUCUUCUGCCCAGAUAGACAACAGUAGCACAACCUUUCAAUCAACCAGUCACGUGAAUGCUGGUGAUUUCUGUCACCCUGGGGAUGCUGUCAACCAUG